AUGCUAGAGCUGGCCUUCGUGGCUCCUUCACAGCUUGACGUCAAUCGUCAUUAUAUUUCGUCUAUCGAUAACAUCACGAUUGGGAAUCUUAUAACUUAUAUUACAUCGUACAUUAAGCAAAAAGUUGACCCAGAUUUCAAUACCGGAUCAGCUGUAUGGAUUUCUGCCAUUGCUUUGGCCGUCCAGGGUAUAUCUAUGCCACUUGGAGGUGCACUUCUCCCUAAGAUAGGAUAUCGAGCUGUUGUGAUAUUUGGAAGUGCGAUAAACAGUGGGAGUGUGCUGCUUACGUAUUACACCAUCCAAAAGGGUUUUCUAUACGUCGUUCUUUCUUAUGCUGUCCUACUUGGGUUCGGAUUUGGAUUUUCAUAUGCCGUUAUAUUUUCAGUAGCGGCUUCUUGGUUUCCCGCCCGCCGCGGUCUUAUCGUUGGUAUCAUUGUCGGCGGAUUUGGCAUCGGUGCGCUUGUCUUUACUCCAGUUCAAACUGCCUUUAUUAAUCCAAAUAAUGUGGCCGUAAACCAAACCACUGGGUAA
Molecule: messenger RNA, 531 nt
Organism: Dibothriocephalus latus
Lineage: Eukaryota; Metazoa; Platyhelminthes; Cestoda; Diphyllobothriidea; Diphyllobothriidae
Source: the annotation of a GenBank genome assembly